AUGCUUUUAAAGCAAUUUAUAGUUUUUAUAUCAAUAGUAACAUCAUUUACCUUUGCACUCACUAGUAAUCCGACCGUUUUAGGCUAUGAAAAAGGUGCUAUUUGUGGUCCAAUUUCACAGAGAAAAGGCAAAGGUUAUAUUAAAGUUGACGGUAGCAAAUUACCUCAAGAUUUUAAAUUACCUACCCUAAUAUUCCAUUACACUGAUCUUUUGAAUUUCACCAAUUUACCUAAUGUUGAGAAAUAUUUUGAUGAUUAUGCCAAGCAUGAAAUAUCAGAUUCUUUAUUUGACGAGAAUAACAGUAAAUUCAAUUUAAAAGUUGCUUCUGAUUUCAAAAUUGAUGAUGCUAAAUUGUACAAUGGGUAUACUGAUGCCAACAAAAAUGUGGAAUACAUUGUAUAUGAUACUGGUAUUUAUUGUGUUUAUAUUGGCAAACUUGAGGAUAAAAAGAUUCAUGUUCCCGUUGUUUUCAAAAAUUCUUAUGGUAACUUGACCUAUAUCGAGUACACUGUAUACUCACAAAUGAAAUAUGUUAUAGUGUUAGCCACAGGUUUAUUCAUAUACCUUUUGAAUUACAUCUUGAAGUUUAAAGUGGGUAGAGAUUUUAAAGAUUUGGAUUCAGUUUCCGUUAUUUCCAAAGCUGUUAUAUUUUUAGUGUUAUUGCCAUUUAUUCUUGUCAAUUCUUAUAUCUGGAUUGGGGCAUUUUUGGAAAAUAAUUUCUUUGAUUCUAGUAAAGACGCAAUGUUGAUGAAUUUGGCUAAACAAGGGGCACAGUUUUUGUCAAUUGCUUUUAAUACUUAUACAAUAUGUAUUCUAUUAUUAUUUUCCAUGGGGUAUGGAGUCAUAUAUUACCAUAAUGGGAAUUCACACCGAUACAGAUUAUUCCCUCAUCAGACUUUUGUCAGAAUAGUUGGUUUCUUCGUUACGAACUUGGUAGUCAUCUACAUCUAUUUGUUAUUACUCAAUGGAGCAAAAUCAGAUACACCGUUUUUAACAGGAUUUGAACAGCUUGAACCGCCAUCUUCAGGAAGUGCAAUAUUGAAUCUCUUUGCUGGAUUAACAGGGUUAUUUUCCAUCACUUGGUUUAUUUUAAUUGUUUACUUUUACUUUAGAACUAAAAAGACAAUUUCUCUUUUCCCUCCAGAUCCAAAUGACGAAGAUUCAACCCAAAGAGUGGUUUUAGCGUUCAAAAGAUCAAUUUUCAUAAUUUUGGUAUUGCCAAUAAUCGUUAUGUUUAUCGCUGGGUUUAUCAUCGCUUCAAAAGUUGUCAGUGGUAUAACAGAUUCCUUACCAGACUUCCCAUCAGGUGAUACUGCCAAUUAUGAUUCCGUCAUACAAAUACUAGCAUUGGAAAAAAGUAUGCAAGUUGCAGUUCUGCCAAUGUUAUUAUCUAAUUGGAUUUACUUUUUUGCCGCAGUUAUAGGGCUUUUUUUCAUUUGGAUAAAAGAUAACAAUGGUCUAAUCAUUGAUCGAAAUGUGGAUGAUCCAAUUGAAAAUGCCGAUGUUUCACAAUUCAACAUUAGCGAUGAAGAUUAG
Molecule: messenger RNA, 1536 nt
Organism: Candida dubliniensis CD36
Lineage: Eukaryota; Fungi; Ascomycota; Pichiomycetes; Serinales; Debaryomycetaceae
Exons: 1
Coding region: 1-1536 (511 amino acids)
Source: RefSeq, a predicted model, not a curated record